This is a messenger RNA of Calypte anna (Anna's hummingbird), 9561 nucleotides long. It is a transcript of the gene PPM1F, whose product is annotated as protein phosphatase, Mg2+/Mn2+ dependent 1F. Gene Ontology annotation, cellular component: cytosol. Gene Ontology annotation, molecular function: cation binding; protein serine/threonine phosphatase activity. Bases 80 to 1390 code for a protein of 436 amino acids. Gene Ontology annotation, biological process: negative regulation of protein kinase activity; protein dephosphorylation. The record is from RefSeq and is a predicted model, not a curated record. Lineage: Eukaryota; Metazoa; Chordata; Aves; Apodiformes; Trochilidae. The transcript has 7 exons.
GCUCCUGGCCCGCUCCGCUCCCGCCCAGGCGAGGUGGCGGCAGGGGCCGGGGAGCGCGCCUCAGCGCGGCGGCGCCGCCAUGGCGCUGGAAGUGGAGGCGGCCGGGGCUCCCCUGAGCUCUUUCCUGAGGGACUUCCCGUCUCCACUGGGCCCGGGGGAGCCGCUGCCGUGGAGCUCCGUGGGUUGCGGCGCCCUUAGCAAGGCCGAGGUGCCGGGCGCCUUGGCGGACCGGGCGAAGAGCUUCCUGGACGGCAGCAGAGGUGUUUCACCACUUCUUGCGGCGUCACUGAUUCAUGCUGCAGUUGAUGAAGUUCUCCAAACAGACUUGACUGGAUUUAAGCAGGAAAAUGUGGAAACAGAGGGAGAAGGAGAUGAGGAAAGGUUAACCUUGCUGGAUGGAGAGUCCUUGCAGCGCUGCUUCUUUAACAAACUUCGGGAUGUUUGCUCUGAGUGGCAGAAGCAGUUGCCACCACUGAGGCCCCUGAAGCGCUUCCUGCUCGUCUCCAUCCACGCCAUCCGCAACACUCGACGCAAAAUGGAGGACAGACACGUUCUGCUCCCAGAGUUCAAUCAGCUGUUUGGCUUAUCAGAUGACAUUGAUCGAGCGUACUUUGCAGUAUUUGAUGGCCAUGGUGGAGUGGAUGCUGCCAAUUAUGCAGCAACCCAUUUACAUGUAAAUGUUGGGCUACAUGAAGAGAUGCUUAAGAAUCCAGCUGAGGCCUUGAAAUGCUCUUUCCAGAAGACAGAUGAAAUGUUUCUUUUGAAAGCCAGAAGAGAGAAGCUGCGGAGUGGUACAACAGGUGUAUCUGCACUGAUUGUAGGGAGCAAGCUACACAUAGCAUGGCUUGGGGACUCACAAGUCAUGCUUGUGCAGCAAGGAAAAGCUGUGACCUUAAUGGAACCUCACAAACCAGAAAGAGAAGAUGAGAGAACUCGUAUUGAGGCUCUGGGUGGUUGUGUGACUUACAUGGACUGCUGGCGGGUUAAUGGUACCUUGGCUGUUUCCAGAGCAAUUGGUGACAUGUGUCAGAAACCCUACAUCUCUGGAGAUGCAGAUGGAGAUUCAUUUGAGCUGACUGGUUCUGAAGAUUACUUGCUCCUAGCCUGUGAUGGAUUCUUUGAUGCUGUCAAGCCACACGAGGUUGUAGACUUGGUCCUAGAUCAUUUAAUGCUGACCAAAGGAGUGGGUCUCAAAGCAGCAGAAAGACUGGUGGCUGCUGCAAAGGAAAAUGGAUCCAGUGAUAAUAUCACUGUUCUAGUGGUGUUCUUGAGGGAUCCUCAGGACAUCUUGGCAGACUGUCUCAGAGACCCUAAGAGCCUUGGUGCUGGUGAUGAUGCUCAGAGCUCACCUUUUAAUUUCCUCAACUGUGAGGCAGCAGCCACACAGUGACAAAACCUGCUUAAUCCACAACAUUCAAGUAAGUUUAUGUAAGGAACUACUUUCCAAUGAAGAAGCCUCUUAAUACAAUAGGCAAAACCUGUCAGGAAAUAAAGAAGACAAAUGGACAAACAUUUAACAGAAAGGCAAGACUCCUUUUACUGAAUUCCCAUUUGUUUUUUCCUUCCUAUCCCCUCCCUUCAAAAAACAAUGAGCAGAUGUGGAGAUUUGUACAGCUUUUUCAUCACUGGGAGCAGAUUUAUGUGUCUCAGGGCUGCUGGUCAUAUCCUGUUGCCCUGGAAGUGGUAAGAAACCAUAAUAUGUAUAAGCUAAUGGGUAAGAAUACCUGUCUGUGGAUUCUGAGUGAAUAUUUAAAUUAGCACUUAAAAAGAGUGCUCUAUGUUGUAUUUAAUUGUGAUGUUACUUUGGAAAUCGGGAGGAGAGAAGCUGUUGCCAUCACAGAAGGGCUUGUGACUAUGUGUGGUCUGUAGGAACAGGCUUGGUUUAUGAGAGACUGGGUGACAACUUUAGGCUGUGUAAGUUGCCUUUGUUUUGUACAACAGAUGAUAUCACAAGAACAAUGUGGCCUCUUUAUUCAAACAGAAGACAUUUAAUUCUUAUGUGUAUGGAGAGGAGAAAAUGGAAGAAUGCACCUGAAAAAAAGAGUAAGAAUUAAUCUAGAAACAUCCCAGACAAAAUGAUAUAAAAUCAGCUGCUUUCUGGGAUGCUCUGAUUUAUAAACUGGAAUCCAAUAUUUAACUGCACUGGAUUAUUUUUCCUUAACAAACAUGCUUUUUGGCUAUUUGGCAACCUGAAAAGAAAGGACCCUUAUUGUAUUUGAGAGAGAUCUUUACAGGAUGUAUGCUUUAGCAAUUAAAUAUGCCUUGUUUCUGCCACUUUUUUCUGUACUAUAACAAAUGAGAAUUUUAUUUUUAUUCUAAGUGUUUAUUUGAUUAUUUGCUGAACUUUACAGUUGGAGACAUUUUUGCAGUGUUAUUUUAUUCUGUUGUGUUUUUAUUUAAAUCAGAAUUUAAAAGUGGCUGUGUCUUUUAUCUGGUUUGAAAAACUGACUACCCUCAAGUGCCUUAAAUAUUUGACCCAAGGAUUGCUGGCUUCCUAUUCUGGUGAGCCCAGUUUAUAGAAUUUUUUAAAUGUGACUUUUUUAUUUCAUUAAUACUAAUGUUUAAUGCACUUAAAUGUUUCAUUUUUGUGAGCAAUUUUAGUAGGAACUAGGUUUCAAGAAAACAAUUCUGUUAUUGUUGCCAAAUCCUGGGGCUUAUAGCAGAAGCUUCAUAAUACUUAUUGUGACUUACCCCUCUGCCCCAUGUGAGAAGCUGGUUAUUUAAUCAUCAGGAAACAACCUGAGUCAUCGUGAAUUCCAUUUAUAAACAAAUUCACUUCUGAUCUUCAUGAGAAAAUUUAAUAAACUAAAAACAAUUUAGUAACAGUUUUUGAUUUAUAGAUGGCUAAUUUGGCCAGACUUCAUGAACCUUUUUUUUUUUUUUUUUUUUUUUUUUUUUUUUUUUUUUUUGUCUAAAUAACUUUCUAAGGAGAUAUGAAGCUAAGGUGAAGAUGAAAGAAUCUUAAUGCCUGUGUAGCUGUGCUGCUGUUACAUCCAGUACAUGCUGGAGCCUCUGGCUGCAUUUUGUCUUCCCUUGUUAGCCUGGCUGGGAGGACUUAACAAGAUCUGAAGGCUUGAUGUUAAACAUGUUAGAAAUUUUUGUAUCUAAAACAAGAAGAGCUUCAUCUGGCAGUGUGAUGUCUGCCUGUGUGAGAAGCACAUGGCACUGCAGUGUGUCAGCCCUGCUGAUUAAAAUGCAUUGAACAUUAUUGUUGCUUAGGGAGGAAAUUUAGGUAGAAGAGAAGGCUAAAAGAACAGAGCAGCAGUGUUCAUGUCCAUAGUGUCUCUGAAUUGUUAGCUAGUGAGGGGCAAUGCAGUCACACCAGCAACUGGAGUGUUUUGCUGGAUUACUGUGGACAAUCAUAUGGUUUAACACAAACUCCUCAUUACAUAGCAGCUGAUAGGGAUAUCCUUGUUCAGAUAUGGGACAACAGGAGCUUUUCCUCUGAGAAGGAUGCAAGCACUUUUCCCACCUGACAUUUUGCUGGGGAAGGCUUUCUGUGAUGGCAGCCUGGUAGGGUAGGUGUUAAUUUUUGCAGCAAACCUACUUCAGUUAAGAAAGCCUUGUAUGGUGGUAAUCCCUUUGGAUUUAUCAUUUCCUCUCUCUUUGAUUUCUAACCCAGAUAUCCAGUGUCAUGCUAAAUUCUGAUUACCAAUAGUGCCUCUUGGUGUCUUAGAAAUAGUUCUCAUUAUUAAUACAAUAAGAAUCAUGCAGAAUUGUUUGUUUUUUACUGCAAUCUGAGGUUUAUCAGGAGAGGGGGAAGCUGUUGUAUUCAUGGAGGGAGGUGAGUAAUGCUGAUAAGCAUGGAUUAAUUUUUGAAAGUUGCCAAAUUUCCUGAAACAUGGAAAGAAAUGAACAAGCCAGAUUCUUAUAAUGAUCCUUUUAUAUCAACUGUUUUUGGGCAAAUUUGCAUUGUAGAGAAAACAAAGAGUUAAGUCUGUCAGUGAAUACUUACAGAUAUAUGGGAAUGUCCUUUUUUGAUUCAAAUUUGAUAGACAUCUUUUUUUAUGGGAUCUAAGUAAAAGUGGCCUUUAGAAAGCUGUCUGUGGUAAUCAAAAAAUUGAAUUCUUAAGCCAUGUUCUAGGGAAGAAAUUCUGCAUUCUGAGAGGCUGUUCCCUUAUAUAGAUGUUUUCAUUCUGAAUGAUGCUAGUGCCUCGUUUCUUUGAGAUGUAAGUGGAUAGAAAUAGUCUUUGGGAGCUCACACAGAUUUCUGUGGGUAUAAAAAAUAUUUCUCUGGUUUUCAGAGACUUCUUAAAAAGUCUAGUCAGGUCUAUAGGAGUUGUGAUUGGGUCAGAAAUAGAAGUUUGUAUCUGCUCAGUGGCGUAAACAAUGUGUCGUAAUGUGUCAUCUACAGUAAAAUUCCAAAUACUGUUUGGGGAAAAAAUGGGUUUUGGAUGUGUCUUAUCUAUUCUUGACAGCAUACCCAAAACCUAUGGUUUUUUUUGUUGUUGUUUUUUUUAACUGUAAAGCCAACAUUUCAAUUUGAUGUUAAUUCAACAAUGAAAAUACAACACAGGAUGCAAGUAUGGGGUUUGGAAAUGCACUUUUAAAAUUCUAUGGAAAAUUAUCAUCAGAAUGAUAUUAUCCUUGGGAAGGCAAGGCAACCUCCAGAUUUUUUUCUCACUUGUGACUUUAGCAUCACUUUUAGAAGCCACCAGCUUUGGUGCAUAAUUCUGCUACAGCAACUUUCACUUGUAUGGGUGGUGAGGAAAGAGGGGAAGGAGCUCUAGAAGCAGGCAUGAAGUUGAACUAAACAGUGCAAAUAUGGAGUGGUGCUGUUAUUAAUUUACAGUACUAAUCUGCCACAUUAAGCUUUUCUUGUCUUUUUCCUCUUAAAACUGCUUGGUGUUGGCUCUUAUAUUUUCCUUCCCUUCCUCAAAAUAAUGUAAUUCUUGUGAGAGAAUGCUCUUUCCUCUCUGGGCAUUCCUAGUGUCGUCCACCGUACACUAAAACUUGUCCACCAGUGUCAGAUCAUCUAAUGACAAAUAGACUAAUUGGCCUCUUUCCUUGUUGUCUUUGUGUUGGGCCUGCAAAAACCAAAUUCUUGAGUCUAGCCAAAUCUUAGAAGCUGUGGAAGUUACCUGAAGGAUUCAGGACAAUUGUUCCAUGAAGGAUGAAACUGCUUUCCUAUUUUAUUAGACUCCAGAUGAAUGUCUGCUGCUGCAUUUUCACAUCCAGCAUCAGAAAAAAAUUGCUUCUUAAAGGAACCUGCAGUUUGAAAACAGAGCACAAUGAAAUCCUUGUGUUGUGCUUGAUUAGAAAUUAACUUUAGUCAUUCUCCUUAGUGGGUAUCCAGCAUCUCUUUUGCUUAUGAGUAAUUCAUACCUGUGCCUUUCUUUCCCUUCCCUAUCUCAUUGUUUCCUGUGAAGAAGCAUAAUUAAGACAGUGAAGUCUUCUGGGUUUGACAUAGACAAGAUGACAGUUUUACAGAUUACAUUUGUGGGGGGUUGGUUUGGGGUUUUUAUCUUUUGAGAAUGCAGAGGAUAGAAAUGCAGGAAAAUUUUUAGAACAGGGGGAGAUUAAGUGAAAUCCACCUUCUGAGUGAUGGAGGAGCAAAAGAGAGAGACAGGAAUGCAUUUAAGUAUUAUUAAUACCUAUUUUAAAAAGGAAGUGGGCUGGAAAAUAGGGCUACAAAUGUCAGUUCUUUAGAGUGAAAUACCAGUGUAUGAAAGAAUUAGAAACACACCCAUUAAAUAGACAAAGCUCAGAUGUGGUAACACUCUUCAGACAGCCAAGGAAAGAAUGACAGUAAAAGCAUCCAAGGUGACUUACUGUGACCUCUUAAUACUGUCUUGCAAGCUAAUGCUAGUAAAUGAAUUUUUCUAAACAUCCUUACGUGUCAGGCAGUGCUCAGAGGGAGCACUCAGUGGAUGCAGUUAUUGGUCACUGUGUGGCUGCGGCUGUGAGUAAAUGCCAUCGAGUGGGUUAAUGAAUCCAUGUGGCUGGUGAGCUCUCAUCAGAUGAGUAAUUGGGCACAGAGUGGUUACAGCAGAGUUGGCAAUUGAAUAGUGUUAAUCACAGUGAUGACUUUAAUAGCGUUUAAUAGACACUUAUCUGAAUUCAAAGUCAGAUGAGAUAUUGCUGGUUUUCAAAGCAUUUCCAUUGCUUUCUGUCAUGAAAAGCCACUAGAAUUUCCAUUUUUUUGUUGGAUAUUGGGAAAAGUGCUUGUCUUGCUUUCUAAAUUCUGGAGAUAAGUUUGGCUGUCUGCAGUGGAAAGCCCAUUUUCAAUUGGUAGCUUAAAGCAGCUGCUUGGGGUUGAAACUUCCCUCCAAGGCAACCCUUUAAAAACUAAUUCAAAGGUUCUUCCCAAACAAGUGGCUGAGGAACAUGUGUAUUUCUAAAUGACAUUGCACAAAAGGUAACCAGCAAAUACUCUAAAGGGCACAGACAGAUGAUCUGCUUGAAGUUUAAAUUAAGAUUGUAGCUUCACUCUUUGUGUGAGUGAGGCUGUUGGUUACAUUACUGGUAUUCUUGUGGAUGCAGGUACUCAGUGCACAGCUCCAGACAUACUCCAUUUCUGCUCUUAUCAUACUGAAGUGUCAAGCAAACACUUUAGGGAGAAGGUAGGGGGCUGUUAGCCACAACAGAGCAGAUUGCAGAUGAUUCAUAUAUAAUUUAGCUCUUAAGCCUGAAUUAAAUUUUCCUCCUUAGUUCUAUUACUGUCCCCUUUACAAUUGGGCCUGUGACAUCAUGAAAAAUCCUACUAGGAAGUUAAGGUCUAUUCCCUCUCUUUGGGAAGCAGACAACUCCCGAUGGAGAAAAUUCCUUUCAGGAAGGGUUGGGGAGGGAGAAAAAUGAGUUUUCAAAGAAGUGUAAAACUUCCCCAUCUACCCUAAGUUAUAUUAUCUCUAAACACAUGUUUAUAGUAGAUCUGAUUGCAUUUGAAUAGCUGUGAUGGAAAGCAGUAGUUUCCUGCCAAGCCAGUCACAACCCUUAAAACUGACAGCACCAACUCCAAGAGUCCUCUCAGCUCUGCUAAGUCAGGCCACUAAAACAGCCAGCCCUUCUGGUAUUUAUUUUGCAGCAUUUGUAGCUUUAAGAGCUAAGCCAGUCACUUGCUGCAUGUUUUGGAUUUUACUUCAGAUAAAAUUAUUUCUAUUUAUAUCAGUCAUGCCAGAUGAAAAGUAAGCACAUGGAGACAUUAGGGUGUGACUGGACCUGGACACCUGUCUGUCAUAGACAUCUUAAAAUACAACCUUAAAGUGAACUGGUAAGCUCUUGUGAUAAACCUUAUCUCUGAAUAGAACAAGAAACCAAAAUCUUAGAGGAAAUUACUUAAACCUUUAUUUAGGUGUGACCCAUCAGAGCAUGAAUACUCCCAUGCCUUCCCCACAAGCUGUUCAACACUGGGAGUUUAAUGUGUUUUCCACGCUGUCCCUGCUGCUGCUGGUGCACACAAAAAUAAACAAAAGGCAGCUGUGUUGGCAGCACUGAGAGUUUAGCAAGAUGCAGCAUUUGUCAAACAGAAGAGGACAAAAUCAAUAGGAAAAGAAAUGUUUUCAAGCUUCCUGGAAUACAAACAAUGGAAUGAAAAAAAAAAAGCAACCUAGAAGUCUUGGCAGUGCACUGUCAGCUUAAAACCACUGUUUUAAGCAAAUUAAUUUGGCUGCUUUGUAAUGUCCACUUUAUUUAACAAAUCCCUCUCAGUGUGUGCUUGAUGUCUUGUUGUUGAUACGUGCUUUUUGGUCUGAAAAGAUUAAUUUGACUUUCAAGGAGCUGAAUGUAUCUGGGCUUUGUGACUAGUUAGAUUAUGAUUAUUGAAUUUUCUCUCAACUUUUAUUAAGCCUCAUUACUAAUUUCCAGGAGAUGUUAAUAUAGCAAGGACUGACCUUAUUAAUCAUUAAAAGGUUCUGGAUUCCCGUGCAUAAGAAAUUAAUUGGUCUUUCAUGAUGUAAUGGAUCACUUCUUGAGGUUUAUAAUAAUUUGUGUGGCAAUACUUCAGGCAUGGGGAAGGUUUGUUGCCUUGGCAAAUGGAACUGGAAGGUAUGACCAUCAGGCCAUGCAGGAAGGUUCCUUUUGGAUGUCUAAAGAUAAAGAGAUAAUAGCUAGGAAAUUAGAGAGAUGCAAUUAAAUGCUAUAACUUUCUCUUUUUCUUGUUGCCCUCUCUAGCUUUGUUAAGAGACAGUCUGCUUAAUAUUGGAAGAUUAAUGCUGCUUUCUUUUCUCUUCUUUUGGUGUGUUUAAUAAUAGCAAGAUAUUUGGUUUGUUUGGGGUAAAAACUUUAUACUGAAAAAAAAGUCCAGUAUAAAGUUUUAACUUUUAAUUUACUUAACUACUUGGGAAAAUCAGUCCAGCUCUUUCUCCUCCUUAUUCCCUUCCCCAUUUUCUUUUUCUUCUAUGACCUUUAAUAUUGCCAACCUCUCUCCCCAAAAGGCUGCUUCCUAGACUGUAAACUCCAUUGGCAGUGAAGUCAGUUUAGUUGCCACUUAAUAAUUUUAAUUUCAUCUGUGUUCAUAGUGAUUGUGAUCCAAUCUUUGGAGGCCUGCAUUACCAAGAGUGUAGAAAGUACCAUGUCAGCUAGGAAGAUAAGAGACUACACAACUGUUGUGUCUUUGGCACUGACCAGUAUUGGAUGUUUAAGAAGAAGAUCCUCUUAUUUGCAUGUUAUUCCCUAAGAAUACUUAAGCUUACUUCAGGUAACAGUACAUCCUGAAUACAGGACUUUAGAAGUAUUCUUGUCUCUGUAUUUCCUUGCUUCUGCAGAUUGUUUGUUUUUUUCAAACAUUUGCACUUUUAAGUGUGGGGUAGAAAGCUUUCUAACUUUUUUCACCUCUUGAAUUCUUUCUCACCCCAGUUGACCAAACAGGUUGGUACCUGCAGCAUGCCACAUGGCUCAUCAGCCUUUCAGUCAGUGUAAUUCUUCAGUGCCUGCUCUGUAUGGUAACUUCAAUCCUGUGCUUAUUUAGUGGUAAGUUAGACCUCUGUAACUACUCUUGCUGACUUAAAAAUAUGUGUUCUUAUCAGUAUUAUAGCAGUACAAGAGCAGAACUGUUGCUGUAGGCACAUUUCUUGCCACUGUGUUGGCUAAUGAACCUUGAAUGAAAGUAAGAGGGCCAGUGACUUCGAAAUAGGAGCUGUUAGCCAAGUGUUGUAGAAUUGUAGUCCUUAUUUAUUUUAUAUGCUAAUCUGCACUUGUGACCCAGAGCAGAAAAGCUGCAGUACAGCAGGUUUUAUAAGCUGUGGUUUAACCAGUUAUCUAGUAACUUAAAACUUUUAUUUAAGCUGACUGGUUUUGUGCACGGGUCAGAAACCUGUUGUCAUUGAUCAUUAAAUGCUAUGCAUAAUGUACAUUGAUUUACAUGGAUUGUUCUAAUAGUGCUUGUGUGUGUUAUGCUACAUUACCAUAUUUUUAUAUAUAUAUGUAUGUACUGCAUGAGGUUCAAUUGUUGGAUUUUUUUUUUUUUGUAUUGUCACUUUUGUAUUCACACAGUGCCUCAUGUAUCUAUUUGCAUAUUGCAAGAGGUUGUUUCAAAGCAGUGAUUGGAAACACGUGGGGAUAAGAACUCUCCACUGUAGGAUCUGGUAUUUCUGAAGUAUUAAUAAAGUUUAGUGAUUUGAAGCA